Messenger RNA from Penaeus indicus, 543 nucleotides. RefSeq lists its product as uncharacterized. The record is from RefSeq and is a predicted model, not a curated record. The transcript is spliced from 2 exons. The coding region runs from base 1 to 543 and encodes 180 amino acids. NCBI's taxonomy places the organism in Eukaryota, Metazoa, Arthropoda, Malacostraca, Decapoda, Penaeidae.
AUGAAAGUAAGAAUCAAAGAAACUAUACCAUCUGGAAGAGAAACACAGAUUGAAGACCCCCCCUCAAGGACCACCUCACCAGGACCCCCCCCUCAAGGACCACCUCAUCAGGAUACUCCCAUCCCCUCAAGAACCACCUCAUCAGGACCUCCCCCUCAAGGACCACCUCAUCAGGACCUCCCACCUUCAAGGACCACCUCAUCAGGACCCCCCCCCCUCAAGGACCACCUCACCAGGACCCCCCCCUUCGAGGACCACCUCACCAGGAGCCCCCCCUUCGAGGACCACCUCAUCAGGACCCCCCCCUCUCAAGGACCACCUCAUCAGGACCCCCCGCCCUCAAGGACCACAUCAUUAAGACCCCCCCUCUCAAGAACCACCUCAUCAGGACCCCCCGCCCUCAAGGACCACAUCAUUAAGACCCCCCCCUCUCAAGGACCACCUCAUCAGGACCCUCCCCCCAAUCAAGGACAACCUCAUCAGGACCCCCCCCCCCCCCGCUCAAGGACCACCUCAUCAGGACCUCCCCCCCCUCAAGGAUAA